AUGGAGAGACAAAUGGAACCAUUAGGUAGCUUGACCUUGCGGAAUGCUCCACCUCCAGAUUCCUUUAUUACGGUCGGGGGAGUAAGAAUCGGGAUCAAAACUACCCUAAAAUACCUGGGAAUAGUUCUCGACAGCAGAUGGGACUUUGGACCCCAUCUCCGAGCCCUAACACCCAAGCUUGUCCGAACAGCGGGGGCACUAUCCCAAUUACUUCCAAAUCUUGGCGGCCCAAAUAUAACCUGCAGAAAACUAUAUACCGGGAUCGUGCGAUCCAUGGCCCUAUAUGGUGCACCAAUAUGGGGAAAUAACCUGACGGUCCGCAAAGCUGCACUUCUGCAGAAACCACAGCGCGCACUGGCCGUCAGAGUUAUAAGAGGCUAUCGCACAAUCUCAGGGGAAGCAGCAACACUCCUCGCACAGACGCUGCCCUGGAAGUAUGAAGCUAGAGUCCUGGCACAGCUUUAUACAUGGCGCCAGGUCCAAGCUCGGGGCGGCGAUUUGUCGCUGAAGGAACAAAGGGAACAACUUCGUAGGGCAGUCUUGACGGACUGGCUGCAUAGCUUAGGAAGUCCUACCGCUGGGCACGAACUUAUAGCUGCUAUCCGCCCCGUCUUCUGGGACUGGCUGGAGCGGCGACACGGAGUUUUCUCAUACCGACUGACACAGGUGCUGACCGGUCAUGGCUGUUUCGGUAAGUACCUGUGUCGGAUCGGACGUGAAUUAACUGGAGGGUGUCACCACUGUGCUAACCCAGAAGAUGACGCGAAACACACGUUAUUAGACUGCCCAGCGUGGGCAAAUGACAGACGCGACUUGGUCGCAAAUCUAGACGGGCAAGCGCUCUCACUACCCGCUAUCAUCUCAGCCAUGGUCGGGAGAGAGAGUGCGUGGCUAGCGGUUGCCACCUAUUGUGAAACCGUUAUGUCAGCAAAAGAAGCUGCUGAACGCGAGCGGGAGGUGACUACAGACAACCCGUCGCGGCGCAGGCGGCUUGUGCGUCGAAGACAAAACGACCUGCGACCACCGUAAGGUCGGGCCUGCGGGUGGCAGGGAGGGCACCCUGGCAUCCGACCAGCUAACAGGCCAAGAAGGAGACGGACGUGUCGUCCUGCACGUCCGUUCUUACGAGGAAUGAGGGGUUGGCUUUUAAACCAACCUUUCGAAGAAGUCCAAAAGGACAUAGGCCGGUCAGGGUCGCGCUGAAGCAUGCGCGAGCGAUCCCGUGGCUCUGGCUCAGGCAUUUGAAGGGGCCCGGGGUG
Messenger RNA from Trichoplusia ni (cabbage looper), 1259 nucleotides. RefSeq lists its product as uncharacterized. The transcript has 2 exons. NCBI's taxonomy places the organism in Eukaryota, Metazoa, Arthropoda, Insecta, Lepidoptera, Noctuidae. The coding region runs from base 1 to 1029 and encodes 342 amino acids. The record is from RefSeq and is a predicted model, not a curated record.